AUGGUGUUCCAGAGGGCUUUCCUGUUUCUGGUGUUGCUGUGUGUCACAGUGAUGGUAAACGGUCAACCGGGCGAUGUUCGACCUCGAUAUCAACAAUUCCUCCUACAGCACGUCAGAGAGAGGAUGCCGAUCCAGAAUUGUGAGCUUGAGAUGACAACCUUGCCAAGGAAUUCUGUAACAUGCAAAAAGACGAACACCUUCAUCUUGGCUAAACCAGAACUAGUCAUACCCAUCUGUAACAGUGGUGGCACAAACACUCACAGCAAUCUGUUUCAAAGCACAAAACCCUUCAUAGUAGUCAUAUGUCAACGUGAAGAGAAUAUGCUGCCCAAUUGUAAAUACAAGGGUAAAUCGUCCACUAGGUAUGUUACCAUUGCUUGUGAUAGAGGAUUUCCAGUGCACUAUGACGGUGAUGUUGAUAUUGGCACUACGGAUGGAAAGUAAAUACAUAUGAAAGGUGUCACCGCUAACUGUAAGCACAACUGGAGACAUGUUAUUGACAAAGCAGCGUUACUGUAGAUAGCAAAUGAGUGUAGGACUGUUUGUUAACAACUAGAAAAAAAAUGCUGGCUAAGUAAUCAUCUUUGUUAACAGUGGGGUGACAAAAUUAACUUAUUUACUAUUGAUUAGCCAUCACAAAUCUCUGCUAACAAUUGCAGCACUUUCUCCAAAACUGCAUUUGUCCUGCAAUGUUUACU
Messenger RNA from Salvelinus namaycush (lake trout), 698 nucleotides. RefSeq names its product ribonuclease-like 3. The transcript has a single exon. The coding region runs from base 1 to 444 and encodes 147 amino acids. The record is from RefSeq and is a predicted model, not a curated record. Gene Ontology annotation, molecular function: nucleic acid binding. Lineage: Eukaryota; Metazoa; Chordata; Actinopteri; Salmoniformes; Salmonidae.